Messenger RNA from Styela clava, 483 nucleotides. RefSeq lists its product as uncharacterized. Gene Ontology annotation, cellular component: membrane. The record is from RefSeq and is a predicted model, not a curated record. NCBI's taxonomy places the organism in Eukaryota, Metazoa, Chordata, Ascidiacea, Stolidobranchia, Styelidae.
UUCUGUACAUAUUUGUAAAUACGCUUGUCUUCCGAAGCGUUACGUCCCUGCUCAUUUGUAUUGACAGGCGUUUUAUUUGACGGGCAAGGCUGCGAAACGAUCUAUUUUUUUGAGUGGAAUUACUUACAGAAUUUCAUUUCAAUCUCAGGAUCCUUUCAUAACAUCAAUUACCUGUCUAACAAAUUUUAAACAAUGAGUGAUCCGACUGGAAUUGCAUAUUUGAAGACAUUCCAAGCUUUGUAUCAGCUGGGAGAGUUGGUCGUUGGUUUAGUGACUUGGGCAAUGCUUGCUUCACAGCCUUCAUAUGUUUUUCAUGGACCUCUACAAUUUGCUCUCGGAGUUCUGAUUUUGGCUUGGAUAAUGACAUUAUUAUUUUUCGUUACUUAUAUCACCGGAUUUCACGUCCGACUCAAUGCAUUCUUUUCAUCUCGGUCAUCAGCCAGUAACGUCGGAAAGCGGUUGAAACCACAGCCGGAUCUCUAG